Molecule: messenger RNA, 954 nt
Organism: Acanthosepion pharaonis
Lineage: Eukaryota; Metazoa; Mollusca; Cephalopoda; Sepiida; Sepiidae
Source: the annotation of a GenBank genome assembly
AUGCCAUCGAGAUCCUUUUUCGUUCUUUCUUUUAUUCUUUUUUUCUUUCUAUUCUUUUUUCUCUCUUUUUUCUUUGUUUUUAUAUCUUUUUUCUUUCUUUUUUCUUUCUUAUUCCUAUUUUUUAACUCUUUCUUUCUUUUUUCUAUCUUUCUUCUUUACUUCUUUCUUUUUGUUCUAUUUUUCUUUGAUAAUUUCUUUCUUUAUCUAUUUUUUCUAUAUUGUUUUUUUUCUUUAUUCUAUCUUUUUCCUAUCUUUUUCUUCUUUCUUUCUUGCUUUCUUUCUUCCUUUACUUUUCUGUCUUUUUCUUUAUUUCUUGUUUCUAUCUUUUUCUUUUCUUUUUCUUUUUUCUUUCUUUACUUUUCUAUCUUUUCCUUUAUUUCUUGUUUCUUUUUCCUUUCUUUUUUUUUUAUCUUUCUUUCUUUCUUUAUUUUUCUAUCUUUUUCUUUAUUUCUUGCUUCUUUUUCCUUUCUUUUUCUUUCGUUCUUUCUUUCUUUAGUUUUCUAUCUUUUUCUAUCUUUUCCCUUCUUUUUUCUUUUUUCUUUCUUUUUUCUUUUUUCUUUCCUUCAUUUUUUUGUCCCUUCCUUCUUUCUUUCUUUCUUUCUUUCUUUAUUUUUCUAUCUUUUUCUUUAUUUCUUGCUUCUAUCUUUUUCUUUUCUUUUUCUUUCGUUCUUUCUUUCUUUCUUUAAUUUUCUAUCUUUUUCUUUUUCUAUCUUUUUCCUUUCUUUCUUCGUUUUACUUAUCUUCUUUCUAUCUUUCUUUACUUUUCUAUUUUUUCUUUAUUUUUCUUUCUUUUUUUCUUUCUUUCUUUUUCUAUCUUUUUUUUAUAUUUAUUUCUUUUUUCUUCCUUUUUUCUCUCUUUUUCUCUCAUUCCAUCUUUCUUUCCAUUUUAUUUCUUUUUCAUACUUUCUUUCUUUCUUUCUUUCUUUCUUUUUUCUUUCUGGAACAUCCAUAUAA